This is a messenger RNA of Paramormyrops kingsleyae, 3478 nucleotides long. It is a transcript of the gene oprl1, whose product is annotated as opiate receptor-like 1. Lineage: Eukaryota; Metazoa; Chordata; Actinopteri; Osteoglossiformes; Mormyridae. The record is from RefSeq and is a predicted model, not a curated record. Gene Ontology annotation, biological process: neuropeptide signaling pathway; sensory perception of pain. Gene Ontology annotation, cellular component: neuron projection; plasma membrane. Gene Ontology annotation, molecular function: neuropeptide binding; nociceptin receptor activity.
UAAUUAUUUUUUUAAGGAAUAGGUUUCUGUGCGCGGUUUAAAUAUAAGCAUUUAGACUUUUAGUCUCCUCAUGCACAAGAUGACAUAAUUAAGGGAAAAAAAUAGUUACCCAAGGACACAUUGCUGGGAGGGGAGAGUACUUCCCUUCGGCUGAAGCCUGAGGUGCUUUGAAAUACAUCACUGAGAGAAAAUGAAUCUUUUGCUUUAAACACUGCACAGCUUGUGCGUAAUCGGAACGGCAAGCUAACAGAUAUCGGGGAAGGAACAGAAGCAAACGAAGAAGGAAGCAGAAAGUUGCGGUCCGUUUAAUCACAGCAGCGAACUGAUAGAAAAGAAGCGGACUCCGCUGGCGUUCAACCACACCUCCUCCUCCCUCUCUACAAUCUCUCGUUCGUAAAGAGAGAAAAAAGAAAAAUGUUUCGUCCGAUUCCAGAUCUGCUGUAAAGUAUACCAGUUGAGUGUGUCAAACAGAGCCCACAGGGGAAAUUUAGCAGUAGGACCAAGAAGACGGACAAAAAAAUUAAAUAAACGUAAAUCGUCUGCGCAUUUCAGGGAUAAAAGGACACACAUUGGAGCCAUUUAAACAGGUGCAGUGCUACUUGGAUAACGGUAAAAUACGCUUCCUGAUGGAGAUCUCAGAUGCGCCAGUUGGUCUCAGAGAUUCGAAGCAAAUGCGAUGGUACAACGAGACUCUCCUGCAGACCAACUUCAGUGUAUAUAACGAGACAGACGCCUUUCUGCCAACAAGCGUGAAGAUCACUAUUGUUGUGGUCUACAUGAUUGUUUGCAUGGUGGGGCUCAUUGGAAACUGUCUGGUCAUGUACGUCAUCAUCAGGUACACUAAGAUGAAGACUGCCACUAACAUUUACAUCUUCAAUCUGGCACUGGCAGACUUUCUUGUUUUGGCCACACUACCGUUCCAGGGAACAGAUGUCUUCCUUGGAUUCUGGCCGUUUGGAAACAUCCUGUGCAAGAUGGUCAUCUCCAUUGACUACUACAACAUGUUUACCAGCACAUUCACCCUCACCAUGAUGAGUGUGGACCGAUACAUAGCUGUGUGCCAUCCGGUCAAGGCACUGGAUAUGCGCACACCACACAAGGCCAAAGUCAUCAACAUCUGUAUCUGGAUCCUGGCUUCUGCCAUUGGAGUGCCUGCCAUGGUAGUUGGGGAUGUGGAGGUAGAAGUUACUGGUAUUGAGUGCAUCGUCGUACUUCCCGACCCACGCAGCUACUGGGAUCUUGUGUUUGGGACUUGUGUGUUUCUGUUUUCUUUCCUCAUUCCUGUGGCCAUCAUCAGCAUCUGCUACAGCCUGAUGGUUAAGCGGCUUCGCAGCGUACGCAUCCUGUCUGGAUCCAAAGAGAAGGACCGCAACCUGCGACGCAUCACGCGCAUGGUUCUGGUGGUGGUCGUUGUCUUUGUGGUAUGCUGGACCCCUGUCCAGAUCAUGGCGCUGGCUCAGUCGCUGGGGGUAAAUCUGGGGAGCAUGCUCACCGUGGUCCUCAUGCACUUCAGCAUCGCCCUGGGGUACGUCAACAGCAGCCUCAACCCGGUCCUGUACGCCUUCCUCGACGAGAACUUCAAGCGCUGCUUCCGUGAAUUCUGCUACCCCUCUGCCUUCCGGCUUGAUGGGCAACAGUCGGGUCGCAUGCGGAGCAUCGCCCGGGACGUGCCGUACAAUAGCAAGGCUGUGGACGGUAACAGCAACCCUGCCUGACUAGGCGUGGAGCUGCCGCUGGUCAGCACGGAGUUCUCCAAGCCAGGCAACUCUAACACUGAACUCACCCAGAUAACAGCUCUGUAGCGUUAUAGGUGUCCCCACACAUGCCUAACUGGGCACCAGAUAUUUAUGCUGACACAUUUUUUGGGACUAAGGGGCUUUUUACCAAAUGCCUUUGGUUUGUGUACUUGUCUUAUUUAUCUCUUUGUUUGUUUGGUUAUUUGUUUAAUUAUUUACCUGUUUCCUUAUGAUUGCUCUCAGACAAAAAGAGAAAAAAAUUAAUUACGUUCCAUUGCCUUAAAUUCUAUAUAAUUGCUUAUAUUUGACUUUUGACAGGUGUUAUUGUCCCUUUUAGUGCAUAAAUAGAUUUCUUUUUGCUAUCUAAAGAUAAAAAUGAACUGAGUGUCUAAGCUUUUAGAUUGGCAAAAUAGUAGAGAAUUGUCUAUGCUCCUGUAAUUUUGUUAAACAGUAAAGAUAUGUUGUAUUAUAUUGUUUUAUAUUAUGCUUCAGGCAGAAAUAUUUAAAAUUCAAAAUAAGAAUAGUGUCGUAUCAUACAGAUGCAUAUAUAUUAUGCACAUAGUUUGGUAAUUUAUAUAAAUUAUUACUGUGUAUUUAAACUGUAUUCCAUCUGUAACUCAGACCUGUAUUUUCUGAAUUACGUUUAAUGCCUGAGGUACUGCUUAUCACUAUUACAGUUUACAUUUUAAAACUAUUUAAUUGUUUCUGUAUGUAUGUGAAAAUAUUUUAUAUAUAUGCACACACUAUUCAUCCAUCCAUUGUCUAUCUUUGGCGGACUUGUGGAAUAUACAUACAUUAGUCAACUAUAUAUUUCAGUUAUGUAUACAUAUGUGAACAGGUAUAUCAUUAUGUAUAUAAUGAAACAUGAAUAAUGGCUUAUGGUGUAACAUAAUUUGUUGUCUUAUGUAUUGUGUAUAGAUGCAUUUAUUUUGUUUCAUUGUUUGAUUAUUUUAUUGGUUGACUGUUUUGAGAAUUUGCUUACAUAUCUGUCUGUAUUUUACCUAUUCCUCAAAUAAUGGUACAUCCUUUAUAUGUAGCUUCCUUUGUUGAUUUUUGUCCUUUUUAUGUAACGAUAUUUAAUUUUGGAUGUCCUUCAUUGCUUUAAAUGCUGAUAACUUUAUUGACAUGCAGAAUGCAAAAAAAAAAACAUUGAGAAAUAAUUUUAAAUACAAAAUAGAAAUAACUACAUCCAUCUUACAUACUAUUUAGCAAUUCAUACAUGUAAUACAUCAAGGCUUUUAUCUUGAAAUGUCAUGCUGUUUAGAAUUACUCAAGCAAACUUCAUCAAAUAUGCAGCUGGUUCCACCCCCUUCCAUAUCUACACAGGGCCCCUCUGUAGGGUUCUGUAUUUGAGUUAAUUGAUUGCCUUACUUUUCAUUUACCUUCUAUUACAUUAGUCUCACAGCAUUUUAUGGAACACAUUGAUACAUUCUCAAAUUAAAAACCUCAAACAUGACUCCUAUAAAAUUCACUGCUAUGUAAUAUGCUUACAUUCAGGGCCAGAUAUCCUGCUUUUUGUGAUCAGCUCUUUAGUAAUUCUCAUAUUUACACUAAUUUACAACACAUAAGUACAAAUGAGACCAAUGCACAGGAAUAUAAAAUCCAAAGAAUAACAAAGAGAAAACAGUAUGGAAGGAUGGACCAGCUGGGGAUAACUGGAAUAGUAGCAGUUUACAAGAAUCGGACUAUUAGCGACUGUUUAAUGGACCAGUAAUAAAUCUUUAAGGGCUGAGUGCAAUUAC